This is a messenger RNA of Uranotaenia lowii, 1120 nucleotides long. RefSeq names its product hydroxymethylglutaryl-CoA lyase, mitochondrial. The transcript has 4 exons. The record is from RefSeq and is a predicted model, not a curated record. Bases 136 to 1113 code for a protein of 325 amino acids. Gene Ontology annotation, molecular function: hydroxymethylglutaryl-CoA lyase activity. Gene Ontology annotation, biological process: ketone body biosynthetic process; L-leucine catabolic process. Lineage: Eukaryota; Metazoa; Arthropoda; Insecta; Diptera; Culicidae.
AAACUGGCAACACGUUAUAUAUGAUCUUGCCACCUGAUUAGCUGAUUAUAGCACUUCGAUGUAGCUUAAUUUCGUUUAGUUUUAUUCAAUUAAUUUUGAAGCUGUUUCAUUCCAUCUAAAUAUUAUAAUUUCAGAAUGCAGAAUCUUGUGCACAGGACACUCCGAAUUAAGGGCUUCAGAAACUUUGCUACGAAACAUACACAACCCACAGCGGUGCGUAUCGUUGAAGUCGGUCCCAGGGAUGGUUUACAAAAUGAACCCACUAUUCUGCCAGCAGCAAUAAAAAUCGAGCUAAUAAAUGCUCUCUCGGAAACCGGCCUCCGGACAAUCGAAACGACCAGUUUCGUUAGUACCAAAUGGGUACCUCAGAUGGGAGAUAACAGUGAGGUGUUUCGUGGCAUCAACAAGUUUCCAGGUAUUAGUUAUCCUGUUCUAACUCCUAAUCUUAAAGGAUUCCAGGAAGCUCUCAAGGUUGGUGCAGAGGAAGUGGCCAUUUUUGGAGCAGCAUCGGAAAGUUUUUCGAAGAAAAACAUCAACUGCUCAAUCGCUGAGAGUUUGGCUCGGUUCGAAGAUGUAACGGAAGCUGCCAAAAAAGCUCAAAUUAAAGUGAGAGGAUACAUCUCCACUGUUGUUGGUUGUCCAUACGAGGGUAAAAUAAAACCAUCGGCCGUUAUCGGUGUGGUAGAAAAGAUGCUCGAAAUGGGAUGCUACGAAAUUUCGCUCGGUGAUACCAUCGGUGUAGGAACUCCUGGCUCGUUCUCGGAGCUUCUCCGUGAAGUAACUGAAGUAGUGCCGAUCAGCAUGCUGGCCGUUCAUUGUCAUGACACCUAUGGUCAGGCUUUGCCAAACAUCCUCACUUCGCUGGAUUUCGGUGUGGCAGUCGUUGAUGCUUCCGUUUCCGGGCUAGGUGGCUGUCCCUAUGCGAGGGGAGCUUCCGGCAAUGCGGCCACCGAAGAUGUCGUUUACAUGCUUCAUGGGCUGGGCAUCGAAACGGGUAUUGACUUGCCAAAACUGGUCAACGUAGGCAAGUUCAUUUGUGAAAAGUUGGGACGACAGUCCGAGUCGAAAGUGAACCGAGCCAUGCGCAAGACGAACCCCAACGCGCCAUGCUAGUAAAAUC